Sphenostylis stenocarpa is the source of this 1134-nucleotide messenger RNA. The record is from the annotation of a GenBank genome assembly. NCBI's taxonomy places the organism in Eukaryota, Viridiplantae, Streptophyta, Magnoliopsida, Fabales, Fabaceae.
AUGGAGGAGAGGAAUGAGAUGGAAAAGAUUGAUGAUGUGAUGCCAGGAUUUCGUUUUCACCCCACUGAUGAAGAGCUUGUUGAUUUCUAUCUCAAGAGAAAAAUUCAGCAGAAGUCUCUUCCUAUUGAGCUGAUUAAGCAAGUGGAUAUUUACAAAUAUGAUCCAUGGGACCUUCCAAAAGAGCUGGCAGGUACUGGGGAGAAAGAGUGGUAUUUCUACUGUCCAAGGGACAGAAAAUACAGGAACAGUGCCCGUCCAAAUAGAGUCACAAGAGCUGGAUUUUGGAAGGCCACUGGAACUGACAGGCCUAUAUAUUCCUCUGAAGGGAAGUGCAUUGGUCUGAAGAAGUCUCUUGUGUUCUACAGAGGAAGAGCUGCCAAAGGGAUGAAAACUGAUUGGAUGAUGCAUGAGUUUAGGCUGCCUUGCAUAUCAGACUCAGCCCCUCCCAAAAAACUCCUUGACAAAAGCCUCCCUCCAAGUGAUUCAUGGGCAAUCUGUAGGAUAUUCAAGAAAACCAACUCCCUUUCCAUGGCACAGAAAGCUUUAUCUCAACCUUGGAUCUCUCAGUUACAAGGAAACAUAGUACCUGACAUGUUCACACAGGAUGCAACAAACCAUCACCUAGGAUCACCAGCCAUUCAAUUUUGUGGUGACAAGCAAGAGUUAUACCAAGUCUCCAAUAAUGACAUCAAUACCAACUUCUCAGCUUCAGAUAUUCCUCCCACUUACAAACCCAUCAACAACAGCACAGUUUCCAAGCCAUCACCACAAAUUCCUGUUUCUGAUGGAGACCUUGCUGACAACUUCAUAUUCUACACAGGAGACACCAAGGGAACACUUGAUGCCAGUUCCAUGCUUCCUCCCAACCCUGACUACAUAACAUUUGAAGAGCCAAACCAACAACAGUACAGUGGCUUCUCAAUCAAUCUACCUCAUUACAUGCAACAAAACAUGAGCACGGAAGCAGUAACAAAAGAACAUCAAGAUUGGGAAACAAUUGGGAGAACCACUGGAUUUCCUUUUACUUUGCUUCCCCCAUAUGAUGCAUGGAAGUCUUCUUCUGUGGCAUGGGACUCACCUCCUUGCCCCAGUGACAUGUCCACUACCUAUUCCACCAAUAAAUGCUACACUUGA